AGGAGUGGAAUUGCAAUUCCAAUAUAGGUGUCCGCUUGUCCCCUUUAAACGCAAAUAAACCCUCCUCUGCUUUUCUCUCUCACCACUCAAAACCACAGCUUUGUGUCUCCAACUCCCUAAACUUUCUCACUUCAUCCAAAUUCCAAGCCAUGGAAGCACAUGAGUUUUUUCACAACUCCUUCUCCGACAACCCCUCCGCCGCCGACCACUUCAUCGUCGAAGACUUCUUCGACUUCUCCAACGACGAAGACGCCGCCACCACCCUCACCGACUCCCUCCCCGCCCACGCCGUAACCCCCGCCGACACCACCACCAACUGCAAUUUCCCAGCCGCCCAAGACCAUUUCUCCGGUGACCUCUCCGUGCCGCAGUACGAUGAUCUUGCGGAAUUGGAGUGGCUGUCGAAAUUCGCGGAGGAAUCGUUCUCGAGCGAGGAUUUGCAGAAGCUGCAGCUGAUAUCGGGUGUGAGAGUGGAAAGCGACGGGGCCUCCUCGGAAAGGCGUGAGGCCAGCCCAGUGUUGGGCCCGGCGCAAGGGUCGGUUCCGGGGAAGGCCCGGAGCAAGCGGUCUCGAGGGGAUUGGGCCUCUCGCCUGGUUGCGCCGCGGAGGAGGGAGGGCGCCGAGGGAGGGGCGGAGGGGCGGAAGUGCCUGCAUUGCGCCACGGACAAGACCCCGCAGUGGCGGACGGGGCCCAUGGGCCCCAAGACGCUCUGCAACGCCUGCGGCGUCAGGUACAAAUCGGGGCGGCUUGUCCCCGAGUACAGGCCCGCGGCCAGCCCAACGUUCGUGCUGACGAAGCACUCGAACUCCCAUUUUACACGCAUACUUCUCCAUUUACUUUUUACACAACUAAUAAAAAUUCAGCAGCAGCAGUUGCUCCAUCUGCAGCAUCAGCAGAACGUCAUGUUUGAUGUCUCUUCAUCUUCCAACGCUGACGAUUACUUGAUCCAUCACCCCCUUGGGCCCCAUUUCACCAACCUCAUCUAGUUCCGCUCUUUUCUACUAAUUAAUCACACUUUUCUUUUUUUUUUUCCUUUCAUUUCUUUUCAUGUAACUUCUAAAUUCUCUCUUUAUGUUAUAUGUAAUGUUUCUUCAAGUCAUUUUGACAGACUUGAAAACUCACAAACUCUAAAUUUUCCUAAUCCUGUCUUUUUUUUCA
This is a messenger RNA of Cajanus cajan (pigeon pea), 1158 nucleotides long. It is a transcript of the gene GATA9, whose product is annotated as GATA transcription factor 9. Gene Ontology annotation, cellular component: nucleus. The record is from RefSeq and is a predicted model, not a curated record. Gene Ontology annotation, molecular function: zinc ion binding; sequence-specific DNA binding. Gene Ontology annotation, biological process: positive regulation of DNA-templated transcription; cell differentiation. Lineage: Eukaryota; Viridiplantae; Streptophyta; Magnoliopsida; Fabales; Fabaceae.